Fonsecaea erecta is the source of this 5781-nucleotide messenger RNA. RefSeq lists its product as hypothetical. The transcript is spliced from 4 exons. Gene Ontology annotation, molecular function: amylo-alpha-1,6-glucosidase activity; 4-alpha-glucanotransferase activity; 3-deoxy-7-phosphoheptulonate synthase activity. Gene Ontology annotation, biological process: aromatic amino acid biosynthetic process; glycogen catabolic process. The record is from RefSeq and is a predicted model, not a curated record. The coding region runs from base 1 to 5781 and encodes 1926 amino acids. NCBI's taxonomy places the organism in Eukaryota, Fungi, Ascomycota, Eurotiomycetes, Chaetothyriales, Herpotrichiellaceae.
AUGCCUCCGAAAACUCGCCAGAGCACCCGCCAGGUGUAUCUCCUGCCACUGACCGACGCUGGAGCUCCGGACGUGCCCAACGAGUACAUUUACUUGCCUGCGCCGACCGAGCCUGCGUACUACCUGAGAUUUGCUAUUGAAGGGACCAGCUCGAUAUGUCGUCAUGGGAGUCUCUGGGUCAACUUUCCCUUAGAAGGUCAACCGUUCGACCGCAAGCGGUACCACGAAUUCAAGCUGCACCCAGAUUUCAAUCGGACUCUCGAGAUCGACAUCCCCAUCACUUCCGCCGGCGCAUUCUCAUUUUAUACCACCUACAGCCCUUUGCCGGAGUUUUCUACCGGCGAUGUCAAACCUCCCAAGCCCACCCGUACUCCUACCUACUAUGUUGACAUCGAGCCGAAACUGCGCCUCGGUGGCAGCUGCCUCCCUCUCGAUGCUCUGGGCAUCUUCUCGGUCGUUUCCAAAUUCAUGGGCAAUUACCCUGCGGACUGGAAGAAGCAUUUGAGAGGGAUUAGUGCAAGAGGCUAUAACAUGGUCCACUUUACACCGUUGCAGCAAAGAGGAGAAUCAAACUCGCCGUAUAGCCUGUACGAUCAGCUGGCGUUUGACGCGGAACUUUUUCCCGGCGGUGAAAAGGACCUCGCACGAAUGGUCAAAUCCAUGGAAGAGGAACAUGAACUAUUGGGUCUGACUGAUGUUGUCUUCAAUCACACCGCCAACAACAGCAAAUGGCUCGAGGAACACCCUGAGGCCGGUUACAGCGUGGAUACCGCUCCUUGGUUGGAAUCUGCACUCGACCUAGAUAAUGCUUUACUCGAGUAUAGCGACAAGCUCAAGUCUCUUGGCCUCCCAACUGUCUUCAACAGUGCCGGCGACCUGGACGUGGUCGUCGCGGCCAUAAGGGAGCAUGUUAUCCACAAGAUCCGGCUGUGGGAAUACUUCGUUUGCGAUAUCAAGUCAGACACCCAGGCCGUGGUCGACGCGUGGAAAACAGGCGCCGUCAAAUCACCUCCUGAAGGAUUUGAGAACGCCAUUGGCGGGGGACUUGACACUUUCAAAUCGUGGUCUCUGGCGCAGAAAGCGGCGUUCAUCCUUGACAAAGGCAUGUUGAACAGUCUACGCACUGAUGGCCAGUAUUCGCGUCUUCGGAUCGAUGGGCGAUUUUCGCGCAAGGUUGACCCUGGAGUUGGAGCUGCCAUUCUUACGACUUUGUUCGGACGGUACAAAGAUGGAACGGACACCGAGCCAGCAGAGGAAGAGAUCAAGGCAAUCAUAAACGAGCUCAAUCUCCCCUUCUACAAAGAGUUUGACGCCGACUGCGCCGCAAUCUUAGAGCAGACUAGAGGAAGGCUGCAGUAUACAAGAAUGGACUCGCAUGGCCCAAGACUGGGCCCCAUCACCAAGGAAAAUCCCCUAAUAGAGACAUAUUUCGCUCGGCUACCUCAAAACGAGACGACGGCCAAACAUGACCCAAAGGCGCUCUCACUGGCAGUCAAUGGGUGGAUUUGGGCUGCUGAUGCCAUGAAAGAUAACGCAGGCCCUGAUUGGAGACCAUAUCUAAGAAGAGAACUGAUUCCAUGGAGUGACUGUGUCAAGCUGAGAUACGGCAAAGGCCCUGAAGACAACCCAUAUCUAUGGGAACAUAUGACAAAGUAUGUCCGGUUGAUGGCCAAAUACUUUACCGCUUUUCGAAUCGAUAAUUGCCACUCUACUCCAAUCCAUGUCGCCGAAUACCUUCUGGACGAGGCACGAAAAGUUCAACCGAAUUUGGCGGUGUUCGCUGAGCUGUUUACUGGCAACGAAGAAAUGGAUUACGUGUUUGUCAAGCGCCUUGGGCUGAGUGCUUUGAUUCGCGAAGCUAUGCAAGCUUGGAGCACACAAGAACUGAGCAGGGUCGUGCAUCGGCACUGCGGCAGACCAAUUGGCAGUUUCGAACUCAAUGUACCAUCAAGGCUAGGAAAUAAGCCUGAGAACGAGGUUACCAAUGGCGAUGGCCCUCAAACCCGAGAGGUAGUCAAGCAUAUCAGAGAAUCGCCGGUUCACGCUCUGUUUAUGGAUUGUACUCACGACAAUGAAAUGCCCGCCCAGAAGAGAGAUGCCCGGGACACGUUACCCACGGCUGCGCUUGUGAAUAUGUGCGGCUGUGCAACAGGCAGUGUCAUGGGUUUCGAUGAGAUCUACCCGAAACUUGUCGACCUAGUCCACGAGGAUCGCAAAUACGCAUCAAUCAGCUCCGAAGGUGAAGUUCAUACCGGUGCUGGCGAGGGUGGGAUAGCUGGCGUCAAGAAGCUCAUGAACCAUAUCCACACCAUGAUGGGUAAGGAUGGCUACGAUGAGACCUUUCUUCACCAUGAAGGUGAGCUCAUCACCCUUCACAGAGUGCAUCCGGAUUCGCGAAAAGGGUAUUUCCUCAUCGCUCAUACUGCUUUCCCUGGCUUUGGUAACGGAAAUGGCGGGUUAAGCCCCGUACAUCUUGCUGGAACCAAGGUGCGCCCACUCGGUGCAUGGGUGCUCGAAGUUGAUCAAAGCGAGCAGGCGAAAAAAGAGGCAUUGGGCGACAAGGAAUAUCUCGUUGGUCUACCAUCUCGUGUCAGAAAUAUCAAGGGCAGCACUAUUCAUACUGAAAAUGGUGACACCACGAUCACCAUUGCUGACUUUUUCCCGCCCGGCUCGAUCGCACUCUUUGAGACCUGGGUUCCUUCUGCCGAGCACUCUCUCGGCCUUGGCGCCUUCAUUUCCAGCGGCACAGACGAAGCGUUCGGCGAGCUGGAUCUCAUCGAUCUCAAUUUUGUUCUCUACCGAUGCGAUGCUGAAGAACGGGACACCAGCGAUGGCCAAGACGGGGUCUACAAUAUUCCCAAUUAUGGCCCCUUGGUCUAUGCAGGUCUUCAAGGCUGGUGGAGCGUGAUGGAGCCCAUUGUUCGUCGCAACGACCUGGGUCACCCACUGUGCAACCAUCUUCGGCAAGGACAGUGGGCUCUGGAUUUCUUAGUUGGACGAAUGGAGAGAAUAGCCAAGAAACAAGACUAUGCUCGACUACAGAAGCCUGCGAAAUGGCUGAAAGAACGAUUUGACGCAGUACGAAUUGUUCCGAGCUUUCUUCUGCCGCGGUAUUUUGCCCUCAUCCUCCAGACCGCGUAUGACGCCGCAUUCAAGAGAGCCAUUGAGCUUAUGAGCCCAAACAUUCAACACGGUCAAAACUUCCUGCAGAGCCUAGCCGUGGUGAGCAUUCAACAAACGGGGUAUGUCAAAUCUGCAUCAUUGUGGCCAGACAAGACUGUGCCCUCACUUGCAGCUGGAUUGCCUCACUUUUCAGUAUCAUGGGCUCGUUGCUGGGGACGAGACGUUUUUAUCUCUUUGCGAGGUCUAUUCCUGUGUACUGGUCGGUUCACAGAAGCCAAGGAGCACAUCAAAGCGUUUGGAAGCGUCUUGAAACAUGGCAUGAUACCCAACCUGUUGAGCAGCGGGGCCGCCCCGAGGUACAACUCUCGAGACUCGCCGUGGUUCUUUUUGCAGAACAUCCAAGAUUAUACCAAGAUUGUCCCCGAUGGCUUGUCUAUUCUGCAAGAGAAGGUUCCUCGUCGAUUCAUGCCGUACGAUGACACAUGGUUCCCCUGGGACGAUCCGCGAGCCUAUUCAAAACAAUCUACUGUGGAAGAAAUAAUCCAAGAAAUCCUCCAGCGGCAUGCGUCUGGCUUGUCUUUCCGAGAGCACAAUGCCGGACCUCAACUAGACAUGCAAAUGAGACCGGAAGGAUUUCAGAUCGACGUCCAUGUCGACUGGAAAACUGGCAUCAUUUUUGGAGGUAGCCAAUUCAACUGCGGUACGUGGAUGGACAAGAUGGGUGAGAGUGAACGAGCCGGCAGCAAAGGAAUUCCUGGUACACCUCGGGACGGCGCUGCCGUUGAGAUCACAGGGCUUCUAUACAGUGCGUUGAGAUGGGUUGCCCAGCUCCACCAGGCAGGGAACUAUCAAUGGUCAGGUGUUGAAACUGGCUCGGGCGAGAAGAUCUCGUUCGAGGAGUGGGCUGGUCGGAUCAAAGCCAAUUUCGAAAAAUGUUAUUGGAUUCCCGUGGAUCCCAAGGAUGACAUUGACGACGAUGUGGAUCCCAAGAUUAUCAAUCGUCGGGGAAUCUACAAAGAUCUCUACAAGUCUGGAAAAGAGUACGAGGAUUAUCAGCUGCGACCGAACUUCCCGAUCGCGAUGGUAGUCGCCCCGGAUCUUUUUACGCCAGAACGAGCACUACACGCGUUGAAAGUGGCAGAUGAUGUGCUUCGUGGUCCCACCGGCAUGGCGACUCUGGAUCCGUCUGACUUGAACUACCGGCCGUACUACAACAACUCUGAAGACUCGACGGAUUUCGCAACGUCUAAAGGGAGAAACUAUCAUCAAGGUCCUGAAUGGCUAUGGCCAACCGGCUUUUUCUUGCGCGCAUUACUCUACUUUGACCUGAAGCGGCGGUCAGAUGCUGCAGGGAGAAUGGAGUCCUUCCAGCAAGUCACGAGACGGCUGGCAGGAUGCAAGCAAGCGAUCAAGGAUAGCCCCUGGAAGGGCUUGACAGAAUUAACCAACAAGAACGGGUCAUUCUGUGCUGAUUCGUCCUACUACAUCACCAACCCCAAUGUUGGGAAUAAGGAGUCGACCGAAGACUGGCGAAGCACUGCAGUUCGAGGCUACAACCCCCUCACACCGCCCGAUCUGCUACAACAUGAAAUCCCUCAGACCGCCGCAAGCAAAUCCACGGUCCUUGCAGGCCGCUCCGACUGUGUCGCCGUGGUCCAGGACACGGAUCCCCUGCGCCGCCUCCUGGUGAUAGUCGGCCCAUGCAGCAUCCACGACCCGGUCUCUGCACUGGAAUACUGCGAUCGCUUGCUGAAGAUGAAAGAGAAAUACAAGGACGAACUAGUCAUCGUCAUGAGGUCCUACCUGGAAAAACCGCGAACGACGGUGGGGUGGAAGGGGCUGAUCAACGACCCCGAGAUCGACGGCAGUUUCCUGAUCAACAAAGGGUUGAGACUAUCGAGGCAGUUGUUCGUCGAUUUGACGUCGAAAGGAAUGCCCAUUGCCAGUGAGAUGCUGGAUACGAUUUCUCCUCAGUUCCUGGCCGAUCUUCUGUCUAUCGGUGCCGUCGGCGCUCGGACGACGGAGAGUCAGCUGCACAGGGAACUAGCGUCCGGCCUGAGUUUCCCCGUGGGCUUCAAAAACGGCACGGACGGGACGCUCGGUGUGGCUAUCGAUGCGAUUGGUGCGGUGAAACACCCCCAUCAUUUCCUGUCGGUGACCAAGCCUGGUGUGGUGGCGAUUGUCGGCACCGUGGGAAACGAGGACUGCUUUGUCAUUCUGAGAGGCGGCACCACUGGGACGAACUACGAUGCCGAGUCAAUAAAGCACGCCAAAGAGAUGCUGCGGAAGAAGGGACUUAGCGAGCGAGUCAUGGUGGACUGCAGUCACGGAAACAGCGAGAAGCAGCACAAGAACCAGCCCAAAGUCGCACAGGCUCUGGCAGACCAGAUUGCCGUGGGAGAGGAGGGCAUUAUGGGCGUCAUGAUCGAGAGCCACAUCAAUGAAGGAAACCAAAAAGUCCCACCGGAAGGCAAGGCCGGGUUGAAAUACGGCGUCUCCAUCACGGAUGCCUGCAUAGGAUGGGAAGACACCGAGACCGUACUGGAAACCCUCGCGAACGCUGUCAAGAAACGACGAGAGCUGCUGGGGAAGAAGGAGGCGGCGGCCAAUGGGACCGCGAACGCGGCGGAAUCAAAUGGCCAGAACGGACAUGCUUGA